GCCGUCCGCGCGGCGCCGGCGCGAUGACGUCCACCUCCGCGGGUCACGCGACAGUUGAGAAGAUGACGGAUCUCGACAUCGCGCGCGCCUCCAAGGUUCUCAUGGUCGGCGCCGGCGGCAUCGGAUGCGAGCUCCUCAAGACGCUCGCGCUCAGCGGGUUCGCCGACGUCGAGUUGAUCGACCUCGACACGAUCGACGUGAGCAACCUGAACCGGCAGUUCUUGUUCCGAAGACGGCACGUCGGGAUGUCCAAGGCGAAGGUCGCGAGGGAGUCCGUGCUCGCGUUCCGCCCCGACGCGAAGAUCACCGCGCACCACGGCAACGUGAAAGACGCGGCGUUCGACGUCGACUUCGUGAGUCGCUUCGACGUCUGCCUCAACGGGCUGGAUAACUUGGACGCGCGGCGUCACGUCAACCGACUGUGCCUCGCCGCGUCGGUCCCUCUCGUGGAAUCCGGGACGACCGGGUACCUCGGGCAGGUCACGACGCACGUCAAGGAUCAGACCGCGUGCUUCGAGUGCGUCGCGAAGCCGACGCCGAAAUCGCAUCCGAUCUGCACGCUGCGAGACACCCCGGACAAGCCGAUCCACUGCGUCGUGUUUUCCACGGAUCUCCUGUUCCCGCGGUUGUUCAGCGCGGACCCGAACGCGAAGAGCGACCUGGACGAGGACGACGCCGUGGAGCUCAACGCGUUCACGCGACUCGAGAAAGAGUCCCCCGCGGCGUUCGCCGCGAAGGUGUUCGACUACGUCUUCAGGCGCAUCCAGACGCUGCUCGCGAAGACGGAGAUGUGGGAGAAGCGGACGCCGCCGACGCCGCUCGCGAGCUUCGCCGAGCUCGCGGGCGGCGCGUCGCCGGACGACGUCGCCGCGGGCGCGGACGCGUCGCUGAUUGAAACGGCCGCGUGCAAGGCGUUAGGGUUGAACGACGCGAACGCGGUGUGGAGCGUCGCGGACGCGGCGCGCGUCUUCGUGUCCUCGGCGGCGAGAAUUCUCUCGCGCGACGCCGCCGUUAACGGCGGCACGGACGCGUUCAGCAAAGACGACGCCCUCGCGGUUGAGUUCGUCACCGCGUGCGCGCUGCUCAGGAGCUCGAACUACGGCAUCGCGCCGAUGUCGCUGUUCGACGCGAAAGGGAUGGCCGGGAACAUCGUCCACGCGGUGGCGACGACGAACGCCAUCGUCGGCGGAUUGAUCGUUCUGGAGGCGCUCAAGGUGCUUCGAAACGCGCGCUGCUGCGCGUACAAGUACACGUUCGUGAAGCAGUUCGCGAGCAACAAUCGUCUGUUGGAGCCCAUCGACGCGGACGCGCCGAAUCCAAAGUGUCACGUCUGCGGCGCCGCGCGCGUCGAGCUCCGAUGCGACGCGACGCGAAUGACCCUCGGCUCGCUCAUCGACGACGUGCUCUUGAAGAAGAUCGGGAUGAUCGCGCCGGAGAUUCAGCACCCGAGGACGAUCUUGCACGAGCACGACGACGGGGACAGCUUGGACGAGGACGAGGUCGAGACGUACCGAAAGAACCGAUCGACGAGACUCGUCGAUUUGCCCGCCGGGGGCGUGAAGAGCGGCGACGUGUUAUCCGUCACGGACUUCUCGCAGAAGUUCGAGUUCGAGCUGCUCGUGACGCACGUCCCGAGGGAGGAGUGGGACGAUGAGGAGCACCCGGAAGGGUUCGAGCUGAGAGGGGACGCGAGCGGCGGGAAGGGCGACGACGACGACGACGCGGACGGCGGCGGCGGCGGCGGCGGCGACGACGACGACGACGACGAUCUCUGCGUCGUCGAGGACGACGACGCCGUCGUCGUCGCGGGAACCGCGAAACGAAAGAGGGACGACGACGACGACGACGGCGACGACGACGCCGGCGUGGGGGGUAAGACGAUUCGAUCGGAUUGAGCGCGCGCGACGACGACGACGACGACGACGACGACGAGAUCAAGGCUGCGAUGCGUUUCAACCGCUCCCUUGAGGAUGAAAAUAAAAUAAAGAAAUCCGUC
Molecule: messenger RNA, 1996 nt
Organism: Micromonas pusilla CCMP1545
Lineage: Eukaryota; Viridiplantae; Chlorophyta; Mamiellophyceae; Mamiellales; Mamiellaceae
Product: SUMO1 activating enzyme subunit 2
Exons: 4
Coding region: 24-1895 (623 amino acids)
Biological process (GO): protein sumoylation
Cellular component (GO): SUMO activating enzyme complex; cytoplasm
Molecular function (GO): SUMO activating enzyme activity
Source: RefSeq, a predicted model, not a curated record